Molecule: messenger RNA, 1488 nt
Organism: Neodiprion fabricii
Lineage: Eukaryota; Metazoa; Arthropoda; Insecta; Hymenoptera; Diprionidae
Exons: 1
Coding region: 1-1488 (495 amino acids)
Biological process (GO): DNA replication
Molecular function (GO): nucleotide binding; DNA-directed DNA polymerase activity; DNA binding
Source: RefSeq, a predicted model, not a curated record
AUGAGGGAGUACGUGGUAACACACCCGCUGAUCGCUGGCACUGCCACGAGCGAAGCACUCAAUCCGCGUGAUGCGUUCUACGGCGGUCGAACGGGGAACGCUUCCCGAUACUACGAGGUGAAAACAGAUGCAACGGGCAACGCGUACGAGGAAAUACGAUACAUCGAUGUUUGCUCGUUGUAUCCGUUCAUCUGUAAGAAUGGAAGGUUCCCUGUUGGCCACCCGACGGUCUACGUUGGAGAGGAGUGUAAGCUCUUGACAGGGUCGAGCGGUUGCGACAUCACGCGAGUUGAGGGGCUCAUCAAGUGCCGAGUUUUACCGCCUCGCAAUCUUUAUCACCCUGUUUUACCGGUGCGCAUGCAUGACAAACUCAUGUUUGCCUUGUGCCGCUCAUGUUGUCAGAGUUUGAACCAGGACGAGUGUAGACAUGAUGACGAGGCUGCGCGAGAAUUCGAGGGCACGUGGGUGUCGAUCAAAUUAAAAAAAGCCGUGGAAAUGGGAUACAAGAUCAGGAGCAUAAGCGAGAUCUGGUCGUAUACGGUGACAUCGUUAGACCCGACUACUCGUCAAGGUGGGCAUUUCGCCGGCUAUAUCGACACCUUCCUCAAGAUUAAGCAAGAGGCAAGCGGCUGGCCUGCUGAAUGCGAGGACGAGUCGGCUCGAAUGCGCUACCUUGAUGAGUAUGAGCGGGUCGAGGGUAUACGGCUAGAUCGCGACCGUAUUGCUAAGAAUCCCGGCAUGCGAUCAGUUUUCAAAUUAUGCUUAAAUUCGUUUUGGGGCAAGUUCCGGCAACGCGAGAAUCUGGUAAAAACAGAGGUCAUAAAGACGCGUCAGCAGCUGCUCGAGCUUUUGACCAACCCUGAAGUCGAGGUGUCCGGUUUGCUGCCCGUGAAUGACGAAGUGUUGUACGUGCGUUGGUCGCACGUGCAACACGGCGUUGAACCGUCAGCGCUGGCAAACGUCGUGAUUGCCUCGUACACCACUGCCCAGGCUCGGCUGAAGCUCUUCUCGUUCCUUGAGAAGCUCGAUCGGCGCGUGCUCUAUUACGACACCGAUUCAGUAAUUUAUACCCGAAACCUCCGAAGGCCAAACGAGUAUGAACCUCCCACGGGUAACUUUCUUGGCGACCUGACGGACGAGUUGGCGUCUUACGGCCGUGGGAGUUUUAUACGCGCUUUCGUCUCGGGAGGGCCAAAAUUCUAUACUUUCAUCAUUAAACGUCCGAAUGGUGAAGAGGUGGAAAUUUGCAAGGUGAAAGGCAUAUCACUGAAUCACGCAACGAGCUCGAAAAUCAACUUCGAGGCCAUCAAGCGGAUGGUGGUAGAAGCCGCUGCACCCAUUCCCUUGGAGUAUCGCGCCGUUCGACGAACGGAACUGCACGCAGUCGUGACGCGCUCCGAGCACAAAACGUGUAAACCGGUGUACGUGAAAAGGCGUUGUUGCGUCACGAGUUUCGAUACGCUGCCCUACGGUUAUCGCACUGGAUGA